UGGUACUGUUAAGACUAUACUUUCAGGGAUCAUUUCUAUAGUUCGUUACUAGAGAAGUUUCUCUGAAUGUGUAGAGUACCCGAAACCACGAGGAGGAGGUGUAGUGUUCUCUUCUGAGCGUGAAAACGGCGUUUGGCGUUGUUUACAACUGCUAAUUGCCAUUGAUGAUCGUUCUUCUCCUCUUUUUGGGGAGUUAGAGGGAGAGAAUGCAGUCUGAGUGGUUUCGUUGUUUAUGUCUGUACAAAACAGCAUAUGUGGUUUUUGAAGUAUUGUGGUGGGUGCUAUUAGAGGAAUUUAUGUUGAUGCAGUUAACUCCUUGGGCCAGACUGCACUUUUCGUUGCAGCAUUAUUAGGCCUUACAAAAUUAGUUGAUGUUCUGCUGGAAUAUGGAUCAGAUCCAAAUCACCGCUGCUUCGAUGGAAGCACUCCUGUUCACGCAGCAGCAUUUUCAGGCAAUCAGUGGAUCCUCAGCAAACUGCUGGAUGCAGGGGGUGAUCUUCGACUCCAUGACGAGAAGGGUCGAAACCCGCAGACCUGGGCCCUGACGGCAGGGAAGGAGCGCAGCACCGCGAUUUCCCUGUCAGGGGCUCCUGGCUCCUCAGAUCUUUCAGGUCAGAGUGUUCCUGGUCCACUGAAGGCCAGGGUAGCUCUUAGAUCACUGCAGCAUUGAAUAUCUCCGCGGUGUGUUGCAGAUGGUGGAGUUCAUGCAGCGCUGUGCCUCACACAUGCAGGCCAUCAUACAGGGUUUCUCUUAUGACCUCCUGAAGAAGAUCGACUCCCCUCAGCGGCUCAUCUGUGGCCCACCCCGGUUUGGCGGUCUCAUACAGGGAAACCCCAAUGGCUCUCCUAAUCGUCUGCUUAAAGCUGGAGUCAUUUCUGCGCAAAAUAUCUACAGCUUUGGCUUUGGGAAGUUUUAUCUCACAGGGGGAGCACAGCUGGCCUACCUAGGAUCUCUCCCAGUAAUUGGAGAAAAGGAAGUGAUUCAAGCUGAUGAUGAGCCUACCUUCUCUUUCUUUAGUGGCCCCUACAUGGUCAUGACCAACCUGGUGUGGAACGGGAGCAGGGUCACAGUGAAGGAGCUGAAUCUCCCCACCCACCCUCACUGCAGCAGGCUUAGGCUGGCUGACUUGUUAAUUGCGGAGCAGGAGCACAGCAGCAAGCUCCGGCACCCCCACCUGCUGCAGCUGAUGGCUGUGUGCCUGUCCCAGGACCUAGAGAAGACCCGCCUUGUGUAUGAGCGCAUCACUGUCGGCACACUGUUCGGUGUCCUCCACGAACGGCGCUCCCAGUUCCCUGUGCUGCACAUGGAGGUGAUCGUGCACCUGCUGCUCCAGAUGUCCGAUGCCCUGAGAUACUUGCAUUCCCGGGGGUUUAUCCACCGCUCCCUCAGCUCCUAUGCCAUUCACAUCGUCUCCACAGGUGAAGCAAGGCUAACCAACCUGGAGUAUAUGAUGGAAAGCCAGGAUGGACGUAUACACAGGGACCUGACUCGAGUGCCCCUCCCGACCCAGCUGUACAACUGGGCUGCCCCAGAGGUGAUCUUACAGAAGGCAGCAACAGUGAAGUCAGAUGUUUACAGCUUUUCUAUGAUCAUACAGGAGAUUUUAACAGAUAACAUACCCUGGAAUGGUUUAGAUGGCUCAGUUAUCAAAGAAGCCAUAGUCUUGGGAAAUUAUUUAGAAGCUGAUGUCAGGCUUCCAAAGCCUUACUAUGAUAUUGUUACGUCAGGCAUCCAGGUCAAGCAGAAAGACCGAACUAUGAACCUUCAAGAUAUCCAGUACAUUCUGAAGAAUGACUUAAAGGAUUUUCUUGGAACCCAGAGAACUCAGCCAACUGAGAGCCCCAAGGUGCAGAGAUAUGAACUCCAUCCUGAUGUCAAUGUCUAUCUAGGACUGACCUCAGAACAUCUGAAAGAGACCCCUAACUUGGAAAUAAAAGAGCUAAAGGAAAUGGGGAGUCGGCUUCAUUCACCCAGGGGUCCCUCUUCUCCCACCGAGAAAGCAACACCAGAUCCUCAAGUCCUAGAUCCAAGUAUGAUGGCCAAGGAGACUCAGAACCAAGACGCUGCUUCACCUGCUGGCUCUGUGGCGGAAGAGGCCAGGAGCCCCAGCCCAGGUCAAGCAAGCCUCUGUAGCUUCGAAAUCAACGAAAUCUACUCGGGCUGCCUGGACAGGGGAGAUGACAAAGAGAAGGAGCCUCCGGGAGCUGGUUCAUCUUUUGAGGGGGCUGGACCAAGCCAGGCAGAUGAACUGAAGUCCAUGGAAGAAGAGCUGGACAAGAUGGAGAGAGAGGCGUGCUGUUUUUGUGAUGAGGACGAGAGCUCUUCAGAAGCUAGCACAGAGCUCUCCUUUGAGGACUGGGAUUGGCAAAAUGGUUCUCUUAGUUCACCCAGCUUGCCCGAGCCAGCCAGAGAAGCCAAGGGCAAUGUGAGCAAUAGGUGCAUGACCGAGGAGUACAUCAGUAAGUGUGUGCUGAAUCUAAAGAUUUCACAGACAUUAAUGCACCAGAAUGCCGAUUUGCUCAGGAAUAUCCAACAGAAAAUCGAUAAGCUUGAGAUGAUACAGAGGGAGCAGGAGGAGUGCAGGUCUUUGUGGGCUUCUUCAAGAGAGUUCGCAAACAUCUAUGACUCCCCUUCAGCCCUGGGCCCCCCAGCUUCCAGCUAUGCACCUCCUGUCAGGCAGCUGCCGGGCCAGCAGCUGAACACCAGUGGCAAUUGCCUAACCCUGACAAGGUCUUCCAUAGUGAGAGACUUCGAAGGGGGACAUUUUGGCAAAAGGUCCAGGAAAAGAAGUGGCUGUGGCUGGAAACCUGUCACCCAAGUCUCUGAAGAAAGCACUGGAGAUGAGUCAGAGAAGAGCCAUCAGCUGCCAACUUUUUGUGGACCUGGAAAACAGAGCACAAGUGACCAGUCACAGCCCAUUCAAGGAGCCAAAUGUAGUUUGGAAAGAAACAGGACCCCAAAUACCAGUAGCCAGGGAAGGCCUAAAGAGUCCAGUGCCCGAACCAAGCUGACUCAGCUUACUAGUGCACUUGUUACUGUGUCAAGCCACCCCAAGGGACCUCCUGUGUCAUCUGGCCCUGGCCAGGGCUCUACUAGGAUCAGUAUGGAGUCCGUCUCUUCUGAAAUCUGUAACGCAAAGUCAAGAAAUAAUGAAGAUGAUGGAGAGGUAUACUUGAAAUGGAAAAUGGAGGUGAAAGAUAUGGCAGAGAGAGCAGCUACUGGGCAGCUGGUGGUACCACCUUGGCAUCCUCAAAGUAGUGUGACUUCAGAGGGUGAGGCGAAGAAUGUGCCUGAUACCCUGCUGCAGCCCCUGCUGAGGGACCCUGAGAAAGUGGGCUGGCAGUGCAUUGUAGAGUAUCCCAGGAAAAAUGAUGAGCCAGGAGGAAAUGGCAAGUGUGACAAAAUGGACAACAGUGACUGUGACAGUGACCAGCAUGGCAGACAGCCUGGGCCUCAAAGCUGCACCAGUAUCAGGCACCUGUCUCCCAGAAAAAAUGAGCAGCCAGAACAUAGUGAAGUCUUUCAAGCAAGUUCUGAUGCAUCUGUGGUCGUUGAGAAAUCUUAUAGCGAUCAGUCUGUGCGAUCAACUUGUUCACCAGAAUCUUCUGAGGACAUAACAGAUGAAUUUUUAACUCCAGACCAUGAAUAUUUUUAUUCCUCAACUGCUCAAGAAAACUUAGCUCUAGAGACCUCAAGCCCCAUAGAAGAGGACUUUGAAGGAAUACAAGAUGCAUUUGCCCAACCUCCAGGCUCUGGUGAAGAAAAGUUCCAAAUGAGAAAAAGCCUUGGAAGGAAUGCUGAGAUUUUGACCAGAUCUCAAUUCCAACCUAUACGAAGUACUGAAGGUGAACAAGAGGAGACAUUAAAGGAAUCACCAGAGGAGCUGAAGGAGAAAGACAUAUCACUGACAGACAUUCAAGACCUUUCUAGUAUCUCCUACGAACAAGAUGGUUCUUUUAAAGAAGUCUCAUGCAAAACCCCCAAAAUAAACCACGCACCUACAAGUGUCAGCACUCCGCUCAGCCCAGGGUCGAGUUCUUCAGCUGCCAGUCGGUAUAAAGACUGCCUUGAAAGUAUCACAUUUCAGAUUAAAACAGGGUCUACCUCAUACUGGAACAGUCAGGAAUCUAUUCAAACUUCAUCUGAUAGAUUUUCAACCGUUCGAGAGAAAGCAAAGAGCCUAGAUUCCUUUCUUACUUCCCCUGAAACUGUUCCUUCAAGAUUGACUGAUCUUAAAAGAUUGUCUGCAUUUACUGGGGUCGGUUCCUCCAGCAUUGCUAAGUCACCUGACACAUCAUCGUCCCAUGCCACCCAGAGAAGGAGCCUGCCAAAAGCACUAGUAGAAGCCAUUUCACAGCAUCACAUUGAUGAGCUACCACCACCAUCUCAGGAGCUGCUUGACGAAAUUGAGCACUUGAAGCAGGAGCAGGCCUCAUCCACAGUGUUGGGGGAGAACACAGCAAGUCAUCUGGGCAUCACUGCAAAUGAUCAAAGGCAUUUAGAAGAACAAGCAACUAACUGUGAAAAAGAACAUAGCAGUAUGCUUUGGACCAAAGAAACUCAGGAUCUAGAAGAGGACACAGAGAGAGCUCACUCUACUCUCGAUGAGGACCUAGAAAGAUGGCUACAGCCCCCUGAGGACAGCAUGGAGCUACAAGAUCUCCCUGAAGUUUCUACAAGGGAGGCAAAUAUCAAGGACCAAGAAGCUGGUGAAAAGAAGACAAAAGAGGAAGAAAGGAUCAAAUCAGAGAGAAGGAAAUCAGACAGUUUUUUAGGAACUUCUGAAGAAGAGGAACUAAAACCCUGUUUUUGGAAGCGACUGGGUUGGUCUGAACCAUCCAGGAUAAUCGUGCUGGAUCAGAGUGACUUGUCUGACUGACGGGAAUUGGAUCAUAGGUGGACUCCUGGCCUGAGUUGGAGCAUCCUGCUCAAGAGCCCCCGCCUCUCCUCACCUGCUUCAGUCACCAUCAGGGCAGUGAUUCCGUAGCUCACACUCUGUUCAGUUGCCACAAUAGACAGAACACUGGCCCUAUCUGUUUGCAGCACAUGUAACAAUUUGUUUCUGGUUCACAUGUCUGAUAAGUGAAAGCUUUUAUUGUAAAAUUUUCUCAUUGUUUCCAGAAUGGCUUUUGGUUUUGUUGUUUAAGAUUUUUGAACACUUUAACUCCUGUUAUAUAAUAAAAUAUUUACUUUUAA
Molecule: messenger RNA, 5197 nt
Organism: Mirounga angustirostris (Northern elephant seal)
Lineage: Eukaryota; Metazoa; Chordata; Mammalia; Carnivora; Phocidae
Gene: TEX14
Product: testis expressed 14, intercellular bridge forming factor
Exons: 32
Coding region: 693-4880 (1395 amino acids)
Biological process (GO): mitotic spindle assembly checkpoint signaling; mitotic sister chromatid separation; protein phosphorylation
Cellular component (GO): intercellular bridge; kinetochore; midbody
Molecular function (GO): ATP binding; protein binding; protein kinase activity
Source: RefSeq, a predicted model, not a curated record